AUGGGCUGGGGCACGUCUGGGUUUGACAUGGUUCCUCGCCUCUCCUCCGAGGCUGAGGAUCAACAGACGUGGGAUGACUUCAUCGAACGCGUCAUGGACGUUUACGAAGGUGACUGUGAAGUCGAGUUCAAGGACAACUACAUCAAAUUUGAAGCCGGGGAACAGCUCCUCCUUCCCCUCGAAGGCCACAAGUUUCUGAGCUUCCGUUCUACACCGAAUGACAAUUGGUACAGGGUGGAAGCAUUCAUCGACGUAUUGCGUGUCAUUGUCUGCGAAUUCUUUGAUUUUCGUGUUCGGGCGUGGCGAGAAGAACAGAAUGAAUUCGGUUACUAUUCUGAGAAUGAAGUUAAAGAAUCCUUAGGGCUCUAUGAACAGCCUGAUCCCCCGAAAUCCACCGUUGAGCCCCUUUUCGAAGUCAGGGAUAUCCCUGGAAAAGGCAGAGGCCUCAUCGCCAAAGUUGAUAUUCCUGCUGGAACCCGCAUUCUUUGCGAAAAGCCACUUCUCCAGGCUAGCACCAAGAUGCCAGGCGAUUUGGAGGCAACUGCAGCGCCGAGGCUGAAGGCCUUGUCCAAGUCAGAGCAGCGGCAGUUUCUAUCCCUUCACAACAACUUUCCCGGCAAAGACCCUUUCAGCGGAAUCAUCAGAACAAAUGCCCUUCCAUGUGGGCCAGGCUCGAUUGUGGGCGGUGUCUAUCCCACGAUAUGCCUCAUCAAUCACAGUUGUUUGCCGAACUCACACCAGAACUGGAACAACGAGGCAGGUCACGAAACCAUCCAUGCCAUUCGACAAAUCAAGGCAGGAGAGGAGAUUACCAUCUCUUAUGUCGAAGGAGGCCCAUCUAAUGAGAGAAGGCCUAUGCUCAAAAAGUCUUUCGGUUUCGACUGCGCAUGCUAUCUGUGCUCUUUGCCUCCAUCCCAACUCCAAGCUAGCGAUUAUCGUCGAGAGCGAAUCCAACACCUUGGUUUUGGCAUUAAAAACAUCUUUACUAUGAUUCACCGUCCAGAAGCCAACCUCAACGCCUGCUUGUCACAACUACAUACUCUGCAAGAUGAAUACGGUGUCUGUAUUGCACCGCACAGCGCCCGGCUCUAUGACGAAGCCUUUCGGAUUUGUAUUGAGCACGGAGCUGUCGGCGGGCCUACUACAUUCGCUGAGGAAUCAUAUAAAGCCAGGGUGAUUUGUGAAGGGGAAGACAGUCCUGAGACGUUAAGAAUGAAGGAGCUUGCAAUGCAGCCUGAAACACAUGAUAGCUUCGGCGCUUCGUCCUUGAGAUGGAAGUCUAAUUCGGACCCUGCUUUCAGUUAUGGUCACUAUGGCACGGAGGAGGCAGAGAAGAGACUAUUUAGGCAAGAAUGA
Messenger RNA from Fusarium musae, 1356 nucleotides. RefSeq lists its product as uncharacterized. NCBI's taxonomy places the organism in Eukaryota, Fungi, Ascomycota, Sordariomycetes, Hypocreales, Nectriaceae. Gene Ontology annotation, molecular function: protein binding. The transcript is spliced from 2 exons. The record is from RefSeq and is a predicted model, not a curated record. The coding region runs from base 1 to 1356 and encodes 451 amino acids.